AUGAAAACAUUUCAACAAGAUGCAUCACCUCCUUUCGAAAUUGAAACACUUCCAGAACAUUUUGAUUCCAUUGAAGCAGUUCAAAUGGAAGAAUUUUAUGACAUGGGAAUUAUUUUACAAUUAAUUUUCAAGAAGGAUGAAAACCUAAAUGAAGAAACUCAACGUGAAGCCUUUUCGGACUUGAUGAAUCGUUUGAUCUUAAGAACGGAUAGCUCAAGUGUGACCAUCUUGUGUCCGAAUUUUGAUCUUGAAAUUCCAAAAGGUAAUGCAAAGUUUUCCACCGUUCGUGAAUUUUUAAAGUCCUUGUUGUAUUCAUUGGAUAACAUGCCAUCUGCCAUCAAGGACCAACUCGCUCCAAAAAUUGGAGUCUUUAAAGAGAUUAUUGAAAACGAUAAUUUCGUACCUGAUUGGUUUAAACUAAUCAUGGAGGAUCCUCUGGGAAAUUCAAGAAUUCAAUGUAAAAAGUUUGGCAUUGGAAGUGAUGAACAGAGUUUAUCAUUUGUUGAAUAUUUUGAACAUGAUCCAUACGUCAGUGUUGAUUUAUUCCAUCGCUCAGAAGGAGAAUGUGUUGAAUUUGAUUUGAAUUUAGACAAUGAACAAAGACCUCAAACUCUGUAUGGUUCUGAAGCUUUUGAAAAAGUUGUUGAACUGUUGUCACGCUGUCCGAAAAUUGUUGGAUUGACUGGAGCAGGUGUGAGCGUUGAGAGUGGUAUCUCAGCAUUUCGUAACAGUGGUUCUUCAAAUUUACAAAACAUUUGGGAUAAGUGGAAUCAAGAUGAAAUGACUUUUCAGAACAUUUUGAGUCGAAAGAAGAUUCGAGAUGAUUAUUUUGAAAUGCAUGCCUACCUGAAAGACCAAAUCUCAAAAGCAUCUCCAAAUCCCUCUCAUCAACUUUUUGCAGUUUUGAACAAUCAAGGACGACUUCUUCGAGUGAUCACUCAAAAUAUUGAUGGCAUGCAUCAACGUGCUGGUUUACCAGAGAGCAAAGUCAUUGAAAUUCAUGGAUCUUCCAAAUUGGUAACAUGUACCAAAUGUCAUCAAUUCAUUGAUCAUCCUGAUGAAUUGUACGAAAAAGUGAAGGAACAUGUCAAGAGAGAGGAAGAAAUCCCAAAUGAGCUCACAACAUGCACAUGUGGAGGUGUAUUGAAACCAAACACUGUUUCCUUUGGUGAAAAUCUUCGACACUCUGAACUUGUUGAUGCUCGUCAAAUGUGUCGUGAAUGUGAUCUUCUCAUUGUCAUGGGCACUCGAUUGUUGGUUGAGCCAGUGAAUUCUCUUCCCAAAUUGGUGUCUAGAAGAGGAAUUCCUGUCAUUAUGAUCAAUAUGGAAUCGACAUCAUUUGACAAAAAUUGUGUUGCCAUACUGAAUGGUAAAGCAGGAGAAUGGUGUCAGCAAAUCAUUGAUAAAUUAUUAUAA
Naegleria fowleri is the source of this 1416-nucleotide messenger RNA. RefSeq lists its product as uncharacterized. Gene Ontology annotation, molecular function: NAD+ binding; zinc ion binding. NCBI's taxonomy places the organism in Eukaryota, Heterolobosea, Eutetramitea, Acrasida, Naegleriidae. Bases 1 to 1416 code for a protein of 471 amino acids. The transcript has a single exon. The record is from RefSeq and is a predicted model, not a curated record.